GAUUUGGGCCAAGGCUUAUGCGACAUAAGGUUUUUGUUUUCCGGGCCGUUUCAUAUCGAGUCGGGUCGAAAUUUCAGUCCCGGUCGGGUCAUAUGGUUUCUCGGAAUCCGAAAAAACAAAGUUCGAUUCCUACUCCCUCUCUCUCACAGUAUUAAUCUCUGAUUAAUAAUUUUGAUUUAGGGUUUUUGAGACUGAGGGGACGCCAUACGAAAAUCCUAAACGAAAAAGGAAAAAAAAUGGGAAGGGAGAGAGAGAGGGAGGUGCAGCAGUACACGGUGGAGCAGCUGGUGGCUGUGAACCCGUACAAUCCCGACAUCCUUCCCGAUCUCGAGAACUACGUUAACGACCAGGUAUCGUCGAAAACGUACAGCCUUGCAGCAAAUCUCUGCCUUCUUCGCCUUUAUCAGUUUGAGCCAGAGCGGAUGAGUACCCAAAUUGUGUCCCGCAUCUUGGUUAAGGCACUCAUGGCAAUGCCGGCUCCAGAUUUUAGCUUGUGUCUCUUUUUGAUUCCAGAACGAGUGCAAAUGGAGGAGCAGUUCAAGACCCUUAUUGUUCUCUCACACUACUUGGAGACAGGAAGAUUCCGUCAGUUCUGGGAUGAAGCAGCUAAGAAUCGUCACAUAGUUGAAGCUGUGCCAGGUUUUGAGCAAGAAAUCCAAGCCUAUGCAAUUCAUGUCCUUUCCGUGACUUAUCAGAAGGUUCCCAGAGCUGUGCUUGCUGAGGCUAUCAACAUUGAAGGUCUGUCCUUGGACAAAUUCCUUGAGCACCACGUUGCAAAUUCUGGCUGGAUUCUUGAGAAAAGUCAUGGCAGAGGCCAACUCAUUGUCCUACCUCGCAAUGAAUUCAACCAUCCUGAGCUGAAGAAAAACACAGCAGAUACUGUUCCACUCGAGCACAUAACCCGAAUCUUUCCCAUUCUUGGUUGACGUUUCUGCUGGAGAGUAGGAAUCUUCGGUUUCUCAGAAGUUGAGACUAGAAGUUCUGGCGCCAUCUUUGUUAUUCCGAGAUGCUCGUCUUUAAAGGGAUUGCUGUUGCUCCGUUUUCUUGUGUUUUGGGUUUCCGUUUUCUUCCAAAUUAGUGUGUUGAAUAUUGAGAAGAGGUCUGCUUUUC
This is a messenger RNA of Juglans microcarpa x Juglans regia, 1110 nucleotides long. Its product is annotated as eukaryotic translation initiation factor 3 subunit K-like. The transcript is spliced from 7 exons. Gene Ontology annotation, cellular component: eukaryotic translation initiation factor 3 complex; cytoplasm. The record is from RefSeq and is a predicted model, not a curated record. Gene Ontology annotation, biological process: regulation of translational initiation. Lineage: Eukaryota; Viridiplantae; Streptophyta; Magnoliopsida; Fagales; Juglandaceae. Bases 237 to 926 code for a protein of 229 amino acids. Gene Ontology annotation, molecular function: translation initiation factor activity; ribosome binding.